Molecule: messenger RNA, 1737 nt
Organism: Serpula lacrymans var. lacrymans S7.9
Lineage: Eukaryota; Fungi; Basidiomycota; Agaricomycetes; Boletales; Serpulaceae
Exons: 13
Coding region: 1-1737 (578 amino acids)
Biological process (GO): post-translational protein targeting to endoplasmic reticulum membrane
Cellular component (GO): TRC complex; membrane
Molecular function (GO): molecular adaptor activity; protein binding
Source: RefSeq, a predicted model, not a curated record
AUGGCUCAAACACCCACGUCGCUGCAGCUCAAAGAUGCUGGCAACACGCUUUAUCUCAAGAAGGAUUACAUUGGCGCUUACGCGAAAUAUACCGAGGCGAUCGUGGUGGACGGUGACAAUGCCGUGUUGUAUGCUAAUCGGUCUGCGUGCUGCCUGGCGAUAGAAAAGUACCUCGACGCUGCUGAAGAUGCACAGAAGGCUACCAGCCUUAAUCCGUAUUACCCCAAGGCUUGGGCACGAUUUGCCUCGGCCCAAGCUGCUUUGUUGAGGUAUCAAGGCUCCGUGAUUUCCUGGGAGAGAGCCCUGGAUGCUCUACCCAGGCAACACCUCUCCGCUGCGGAACUCAAGCAGAAGCACGAAUUCGAAGAGGGCUUGAGGUCCGCCAAGUUGUGUCUUGCAAUAGUAAACGAACGCGGUGCUCCUGAGGGUAGUAUCAAGAUUCAUAAGCCAGAUCAGGAGAAGCUGCCCUGGCGGAUCGCACAGAGAAUAUUGCCAAGAAUGCGCCGCCGCAAUCAAGAAGAAGCCUCGAAGAGUAGCGCUUGGGUCAUUGCUAUGGCUUGGGAGGAAUUUGGAGAAGGAGUUAAACUCAUGAGACAACUCAAAACAACGCCGAGAGAGGGUCAGCAAUUCUUGUCUGAAGGAACGAGUGGGGUCCUUCCACUGCUCACAAACGGUAUCCUGAGAGACCGACGAGUAUUCCAUAUAAGUGGUGCCCGGUGGUUUGAUGAUUAUAAUAAACAGCUGGAUUUCGAAGUAAAGGUUACUAAAGCAUGGCCUACCCUCAGUCCGCAACAGGUAUUAUAUCAGGCAAAAAGAGGGUUACGCCAGAAAGGCUGGGAUGAAGUACGGCCUGCCAUAUCAACCACUAUACGAGCAUGGGUUAUGCUAGGACUCCUUGAUUCGCUGGUGGGGAGAGCGCAUCAUGUUGCAUUGGAGCAUUUCAGGAAAGUUAUUGAAGUGCUCGAAUUGGGCCGUGUCUACUGGAAAACCGUUCCUAAGGAGCAAAGGGGCUCGAUAUUUGAUGACGCGUUCAUUCGCGGCAUUCAUGCAUACAGCAAAGAUCCGGGAUUGAAUUCAAAGUUUCAGUUGGCGUUACUCUUUCAAGAGGCAGACGACUUGAUCAAGGAGACACGUGCAGACCAUUACUUGCCAGAGAUGCCAUAUGACCCCGGAUUUUUAUCAUCUUUCUAUAUCUAUCCGAUAGGGGCAGGCCUUGCUGCUAAAGGGUUUUAUCACGCUCAGAUGGCUGAGUACGUGACCACUCGUGAAGAGAUAUUAGAUCACAGCCAUAAAGCUGCUCAAUUCUAUCUCGAGUCUGCGAACACAUACCCACAAGACGAUGAGAACCAUGCCUGGUACCUCCGCUGUGCCGUGGAGUACAUGUGGAAGUGCGGGACGGAACUACGGGUUACACUGGUCGUAUUGAAGCGCAUGCGAGAAGCAAUACCAAAGAUGAAGGAAAUUUGGGGAUUCGUUGAAACUGGGAAGAUGGAGGAGCUGCAGAUGUUUGUGGAUGCGGAGGAAAUGCUUUUAAAAGAGGUUGACAGAGGAAAGGUAACCUUGGGCGACUUGGCUGCCCCUGUGUGGGCCAUUGACAAGAAAGAUAUCGAUAUCCUCCAUCCUGCCUAUAUGAUCAUGUCGGGGACAGAAAAACGAACUCAAAAGGAGAAGGUGUUUACGCCCUACGCAUCUGGUUCUAAUUGGGACUCCGAGGGAUUCCUAGAAGGGCAGUUCUAG